GUGGGUGGGGGCUGUGAAGAAGACUGUGCAGCGAUAUUAAGAAAUAGGUGACAAGACCCAGGACACACAGUCAGACAUCUAUAGAAGAAGGUGAGAAAAUGACACUGCAAGUGUGCGGCAAAAGGCGGAGAAACAGAUAGGGAGAGAAAGGAGAGGGAGUGGGUUGGGCUUUAGGUAUGAGAGAACAACAGCACAUCAGGGCAGCUGGACGGAGACGGGGAAUCGGAGAGACGAGAAGAGAGGAGGAAUAGAAGAGUGCACGCUUAAGUGGCUGCAAGUGUGUGCGUGUGUCAGUAUGAAAUCAGAGGGAGAUGCUGGGAGAGGAUGAGGAGUAACAGGGUGAGGCAGCUGCGAGAGGCGCUAAGUGUGCUUGUGCACAAGGGUUAGUGUGUGAACAGGGGGAUGCAGUCAUGUCUCUGUGAGAGGGAGCAGCACAGCAACGGUAACCAUGCUGAGCCCCAAGAUAAAACAGGCACGCCGGGCACGAUCCAAGAGCAUGGUGCUUGGAGAAUUGUCUCGACUCUCCAGGCCUUGCUCUCCUCAGGAUCAAGAGAAACCCCUGAAGGCUGGAUGGCUGAAGAGGCAGAGGAGUAUCAUGAAAAACUGGCAGUUGCGAUGGUUCGUCCUGAGGUCUGAAGCUCUGUAUUUCUACAAAGAUCAGGAUGAAAGCAAGGCACAGGGCUGCAUUCCUCUUCAGGGUAGUCAAGUCAAUGAGGUCUCAGCCAAUCAGGAUGAGCCCGGUCGCCAUCUUUUUGAAAUUGUUCCAGGGGGAACCGGAGAAAAGGAUCGAAGUAACAUAAGUCAUGAAUCAUUACUACUAAUGGCUAACUCACAGAGUGACAUGGAGGAAUGGGUCAGAGCCAUACGUAGAGCUAUCUGGGCCCCGCUUGGUGGAGGUGUAUUCGGACAGCACCUACAGGCAACAAUGUCAUACGAGGCACAGUGUGGCCCUCAGCGAGAGGUCCCUCUUCUGGUUGAACUGUGUGCCAGCUUCAUACGUGAACAGGGACUCAAGGAGGAGGGUCUUUUUAGAGCACCUGGGCAAACCAAUCACGUUCGAGAACUGCGGGAUGCCUUUGACCGUGGCGAAAAGCCUGUGUUUGACAGUUCCACUGACGUCCACACAGUGGCAUCACUGCUAAAGCUGUACAUACGAGAGCUGCCAGAGCCUAUAAUCCCUUUCUCCAAAUACACCCAGUUUCUCUCCUGCGCUCAGAUUCUUACCAAGGAUAAAGAAAUGGCCAUCAUAGAACUAAGCAAACAGGUGAAAUCCCUUCCUCAGGUCAACUACAACCUCUUGAAAUACAUCUGCAAGUUUCUGGAUGAGGUUCAGUUGCAGUCCAAUGACAAUAAGAUGAGCGUUCAGAACCUGGCCACAGUUUUUGGACCUAAUAUUCUUCGUCCAAGAGUGGAGGAUCCAGUUACGAUGAUGGAAGGAAGUUCCCAGGUGCAGCACUUGAUGACUGUUCUGAUUAGUGAACACUCUCGACUUUACCCAAAUGAGGACGCCCGAACUGAGAUCAAAUCUCUUCCACCCCAACAGGAGUUUAAACGAUCCAAAGUAGAAUGGGUUUCACAAGAAGAUACUGAACCGCAAAAUCCCACAACAAGUACGAACUCUUCAAACCCCAAAGAAAACCACACACCUUGCACUGCUUCGAUGGACAGUGAGUUGACUGCCUCAAAUUCUGUUGCAUCUGAGAAGGUUGAGAAAAUCCAGAUUAAGAGCAAUGACAUGAACAAAUUAGAUGAAAAAGCCAACAUCAAAACCGAAGGAGAAAGUGAAGUCGCUGUAAGUCCCAGCAAACAGGCCAAAGCUCUACCGUCAUGGAGGUGCUCCUUCAAGGGCAAUGCAGCCUCUGGAGGGGCGAAGGGGAAAAUGGGAGGCUCAGCAGGGGAUGUGUCAGCAUCUGGUGGAAGCCACUGGCUGAUGAAUGGCCUGUCGUCCCUCCGAGCGCACAGACGCACGACCUCAUCAGGUGAAAGAGUGAAAGACUCUACACUGUCUCUAAAGGAUUCCACCCAAUCUCUUAAAGAAACCACUCUUCUGCUCAAGGACACACAGAGAGACUAUGACCUAGAAUCCCCUCAAAGCUCCCAGUCUCACAGAGUCCUCCACAAAUCCCACAGACUCUCUGCCUAUGACAAUGUCGCUCCCUCCAGCCUAAGUCUACCUGCUGAAACUUCAUCUAUCUGGACACCAUUUGAGAUCUCGUUGUCAGACACAGAAGGCAGCGACAAGGCAACAAAGUUAGAACAAGAUGAGGAGAGAACCACAGAGGUGGUAAAUGGAACAAAUGAUAAAGAUAUUGACGGAACAAGUGAAGAAAUCACAAACGAGCUGACCCAACUGAAGCAGGAGCUGAAAAAACAAAAGUUAAACUACAAAACCCGGAUUCGCAAGCUGGAGGAAUCCUGUUUGAAAUACCAGUGCCAAGUAAGCCGCCUCGAGGAGGAGCUGGACCAGGAGAAGAAGAAGUUUCACAUGUUGGAGAUUCGACUCAGGAAUUCAGAGCGGGCACAUCAGGAUGCAGAAAAUCGAAACAUUCUUCUCCAGAAGGAAAUGGAGGAAUUCUUCAAGACGCUUGGCGAUCUAACAACAGGAGCAACAAGGGCCAAUUAGAACUGACCAAACUGCCUUUAUCUGGUCUUGCAGGCACUCGGUCACUGGGUGAACCAACCGGUCCUAAAGCUUUUUAGAAAACAUACCUCUUGUGCAACAAAGAUAGCCAUAUUUCCACUUCAAUGUAGCUGUCCUGUGCCUAUGCUGACCAGUACUGGUGCCAACCAAGAACUCCUCUGGACCAAGAUCUUAGUUUGUCAUUCCAUAAAAUCUAUCACAAGAAUACAUUUUAAAUUUCUCCCUUAAUGACAAGGAAUCCAAAAGUGUUGUAGCAUUUCCAUCUAUACGAUUUUAAAGUCCUGUUUGUUCUUGACAGAUAUUAUAAAAAUGUGAGACUUUAUAAGUAGCAGUUUUAGUUGGGGAACGUCUGAUUUAGAGGCCAAACUUCACAUAACCUUCCAAAACCGCAGCAUGUGAGGAUAACUUUGUUGAUGUUGCUUGGCCAAACCCUACGGAGACGUCUGCACCAUCUGAGAGGUACUGAAUACCAUCAUCGUUCUUAAAAAUGUACCUAAACAAAUGGUGAGAGAAGCUGUGUAGGACUGUUCUAGCUCUCUGUAUGUGCAUCUCAAUUAAUUAGAAUAUCUUCAAAAAUGUCUUUCUGUAAUUGCUUUCAAAAAGUUAUAUAUAUAUAUAUAUAUAUAUAUAUAUAUAUAUAUAUAUAUAUAUAUAUAUAUAUAUAUAUAUAUUUAUUAUGGUGACAGAUGUACAGAGUAUUUCAAGUAUUUAUUUCUGUUAGCUAAUAAAAUCCAAAAUUCACCUUCGCAGAAAAUUGACCGACAAGAUUUUUAAUAUAUUAAAGAGCUACAUUUAUUCAUGUAGAAUAUAUGGACUCAAUAUACUACCAGGGAUCAUCAUGCAUGAAUUAUUACUGCUCAAGACUAAGGUUUAUUGGUUUAUUUUUUAUACCUCUUUUGCCCUGCACUUUUUCCAUCCUCUGAACAUUCUGUUGAUGAGCCAAGAUUUGACACUCUGUGGACAACCAUCUUCUUUAGCAAUGACAUUUUGUGGCACACUCUCUGGAUGUAGAAGGUUAAUGAAAGCCUGCUGUAUUACUGUCAACAGUCUUCAACAUCAUGUGAAAAAUAUGGCCACUUUUGUAUGGAAAUCCUUUAAAAAUAUAUAUCUUAUGUAAAAUGUAGGUUUUCAUUAGCUGUAGGCAAUCAUUAAAACUAACAAACACUUGAACUAAGUCACAUAUAUGUGUAAUGAAUCUCCAUAGGGGUUUCACUUUUUGAAAUAAAUGACUCAAAUAAAAUUUUCAAAGACAAUCUAAUUUAUUGAGAUGCACCCAAAUGAGGGUAAAACCAUAACAAAGGAAGUGCAAGACUUGUGAUGUAAAAUAAGACGACUUGGGACAAUUUUGGUGAUCUACAAAGUGCAUUCAGCUGAGAUGAUACUAAAGGGUUAAUAGCUGGAGCUAUUGAGAAUCUGAGCCAUCAAAAAACACAUAGCCACCAUGGCAGGUUGGAAAAGAACCGGUUUCUGAUCCUAAGAAAACACACAUCUAAAGUAAAAUGUACAGGCAGAUUUAUGACUACACUAAUUCAUAAAUCAUACUACAUAAAACUAAGUUCAUAUGAUUAUCUUUAAGUCUGAUGUAAAUUACAUAUACUAGAUAUCUUCUAGCUUGAAAUAAAUCAUGGAAAACAUCUA
Molecule: messenger RNA, 4279 nt
Organism: Fundulus heteroclitus (mummichog)
Lineage: Eukaryota; Metazoa; Chordata; Actinopteri; Cyprinodontiformes; Fundulidae
Gene: arhgap22a
Product: Rho GTPase activating protein 22
Exons: 10
Coding region: 449-2623 (724 amino acids)
Biological process (GO): activation of GTPase activity; signal transduction
Cellular component (GO): focal adhesion
Molecular function (GO): GTPase activator activity
Source: RefSeq, a predicted model, not a curated record